AUGAGUUAUUUAACUUUCAGACAUGAUCGCUCGCCCUACCGUUCUUCACGUAGACGCCGUUCGCGGUCAAGAUCCCACAGUACAGACCGACAUCGUCGUCAUAGGCACCACAGACGUGAUCGUGAUAAGUCUCCUGGUCGUUCUCGUACUCCUCCGAGGUCGUCCCGCCAUCCCAGGAGUUCAGAGCUCACCAGUUCUUCGGCUAAUUCGUUCAGUUCCUUACUUAGCAAUUCUUCUCAAAAGGAGUCAAGAAGUGAUCGAGUAUCUUCUAUCGCUCUAGAAGCUCUUUCCAGGCUUAAAUCCGCCGCAAAUGGUUCUUCUGGUCUUGAAGGUGCAUUAAUACUUGAUGCGUCGUUGGAUAAAGAUGAGGCACAGAAGCGAUUGGAAAUAGAAAUGCAGAAGAGACGUGAGCGCGUCGAGCGUGAGCGUCGUGAGAGACGACUGAAGCAGGACGUAGUGACAGCCCACAGCAAGCUCCUAGACGGAAUAAAAGUGCGAAAUGUUAAGAAGUGGUCCCUGGACGACGAUGAUGAAGAUGAUAUUCCCUCACCUCCCUCCGCUGUUAAAGAUGACCUAUCGGUUCCAUCUAAUGAUACAGAGAAACAGGAAGAGGAGGAAGAAAUCGACCCUCUUGACGCCUAUAUGCAGGUGAGUACUUUACUAGCUUGA
Messenger RNA from Rodentolepis nana, 669 nucleotides. Lineage: Eukaryota; Metazoa; Platyhelminthes; Cestoda; Cyclophyllidea; Hymenolepididae. The record is from the annotation of a GenBank genome assembly.